Messenger RNA from Penicillium nucicola, 771 nucleotides. Its product is annotated as vegetative incompatibility protein HET-E-1. The transcript is spliced from 3 exons. The record is from RefSeq and is a predicted model, not a curated record. Bases 1 to 771 code for a protein of 256 amino acids. NCBI's taxonomy places the organism in Eukaryota, Fungi, Ascomycota, Eurotiomycetes, Eurotiales, Aspergillaceae.
AUGAAUGGAUUUGUGUUGUGUUUCGCCUUGGUCGCACUCCCGGUCGUCGUUCUAUACCCGGUGUUUGGCAAGAUUCGCCGCCGGGGAAGGACGGACCGCCCCGAUGGUCUUUACACGGUCUACCAGCCCAAGAAGGGCGAGGAUGUUACUUUCGAGAUUGUUGCCGUCCAUGGCCUUGGGGCACAUCCGGAAUACACCUGGACAGGUACCCCAUCGGCAUCGGCUGGUAUGGACCACGGGAAACGUAUUCACCUGCUGAAAGACCUAUUGAAAGACGACUUUCCGACCGCAAGAAUCCUGUCGUUUGCGCACAACUCGGACUGGUUGAUCGAUGCCCCGAUCACGUCAGCGCAGCAAAUUGGCAAUCGGUUGCUAGACGACUUAGUGGAACAUCGAAAUACGCGCCAACAGCUGCUUGGCAAUAUCAAUCAAUGGACGGAUGGCCCCAUAGCUUGCGAGCAUGUAUAUUGGCUUCAAGGAAAGGCUGGCACCGGCAAGUCCACGAUCGCUCGUACCGUGGCGGGUGAACUUGCCGAGCAGGGUCGUCUCGCGGCCAGCUUCUUUUUUAAGAGAAAUGAAUCCGAUCGCGGGAGUGCCCGCUACGUGUUCAGCACUAUUGCUGCCCAGCUCGCCCAGAAGUUGCCCGCGGCUGCUGAGCGCAUGCGAAAUGCUAUUGAAGCCAACCUAGGUAUCGCCGCAACGGCGCUUGGAGAGCAGUUUAGGAAAAUGAUCCUACUGCCAAUGGAGGCCGUCCCUUACGAUGCUCCCUAG